AUGGAUGAUCAAAAAUUUUUAGGUUAUGGUUGCUUAUCUUCAGAGUCUAAUGAUUAUAGUUCAACAUCAAUUCAAUAACAUAACCCACUAACGUUUUUGUAUUAUGAGGAAAAGCAAUGCAAUUAAGGAGCAUGCUCUCUUCCAUAUAAAUUUAGUUAAGUUAAACUACCUAGUUGGAUGUGUCUUCCACUUGAUACAAAUUAUUAAGAUUUAGUUAAGACUAAAAAUUGUUAUGUGCAUUUUUUUAAUAGCAAAAUUGAAAAAGAUCAACCUAAAGACUAAGCUUACUUAAAUUCUAAAAAUAGAAUAAAUGUUAGAGAUUUAGAGCAAUUCGCACUCAUAUCUUUCAAUAAGCUUAAUGCCCCUUUUUCUUAGUAUUUUGCUUUCUUAGUAUUUACUUUUUGUCCUCUUAUAUCCUCAUCAAAUGUAUUAUUUAUAGGAUUAAUUGGAUGUUUAGAAAAAUAUAUCAGAGUUAUUAUUAGUAAAAACAAAAAAAUCAGCAAUAUAAAUUCAUUUGAUGAAAUGAUUGAUUUAAGGAUAUGA
Molecule: messenger RNA, 543 nt
Organism: Tetrahymena thermophila SB210
Lineage: Eukaryota; Ciliophora; Oligohymenophorea; Hymenostomatida; Tetrahymenidae
Product: transmembrane protein, putative
Exons: 1
Source: RefSeq, a predicted model, not a curated record